GUUCCAUGCACCUGCAUCCAUCUCCCUUCGACACCGACACCACGGAGAUUCGCUUUCGAGCCUCUUGCUGUCCCGUUCAAAUUGCGAAAAGGUGCUCGACUUGCUCGCGGCAGUUUUCUCUUCACUUCCACUCAGCACCGCCGCUGCCGAUUGGCACUCACCAGGAGCACCGUGACCACAAGCCCACAGUGGCAGCCAUCCUUGAGGUAUUUGGCGCUCUCUGCUCCGCAAACAAAGCAUGUCUCUGCUCGGCCGUAGCCUGCUUUCGCAUGUGAACGCAGCAGCGGGAGCCUCCCGCUCCGUGCUGCCGAGGUCAUCAUGCACCUCUAGGGUACGCGUGCCUGUCGCUCGAAGCACAUCCAUGAGCGACUUGACCCGACAAUUCAGCACCUCUGUCAGUCUCGGCACGACGUAUCGUCAAGUGUUGCGCGGAGCGCGUAAACCCCGUCGUCCACCGGUCAAUAGAACUCCAGCAUUGCAGGGACAACCUUUCGUCAAGGGCGUUUGCACCAAAGUCUUUACCACAAAGCCAAAGAAGCCGAACUCUGCGCUGAGAAAGAUUGCGCGUGUAAAGCUGAGCAAUGGAAGAUCUACCACGGCUUACAUUCCGGGAGAGGGGCACAAUCUGCAGGAACAUAGCGUGGUGCUGCUGAGAGGUGGACGUGUGCAGGAUGUGCCAGGUGUCAGAUACCACCUGGUGCGUGGAUGGGGGGACAUGGCAGGCGUGGUGGGCAGGACGACGUCGCGGAGCAAGUAUGGUGUACCAAAACCAAAGGCUGCUGCGGCCUAGACGACGAAGAUCAGCACUCUGUAAUGACAAUAUGGCUUUCUUCGCUUGUACUGCGGUUCUAGCCUGCACAAUUUGGCCAUCGCAGUCAGAGGGUCAUUUUAUCACCAUUCAGAUCAGCAACGCUGCCGCUGCUGCAGGCGUCAUACAGAAAGGUGGCAUCAAGCAACAUAUAUGAGCGCUCUGACCGAUCGCCCCGACAAUGGAGAUCGAUGGACUCAUCGUCUCCAAUCUCACAUUCUAGAUGUUGCAACUGUCGCGUACAAGAC
This is a messenger RNA of Ceraceosorus guamensis, 1056 nucleotides long. Its product is annotated as ribosomal protein S12. Gene Ontology annotation, molecular function: structural constituent of ribosome. Gene Ontology annotation, cellular component: ribosome; small ribosomal subunit. Bases 239 to 790 code for a protein of 183 amino acids. Gene Ontology annotation, biological process: translation. The transcript is spliced from 3 exons. NCBI's taxonomy places the organism in Eukaryota, Fungi, Basidiomycota, Exobasidiomycetes, Ceraceosorales, Ceraceosoraceae. The record is from RefSeq and is a predicted model, not a curated record.